UAAGUUUUUGGUCGACAAAGUAGAUUUGAAAAAAUAUUAUCGAUCAAACAAACGGUCAGUUUUGUGCACAAAAAUGGAAAAUUUAGUGGAAAAAAUUGAAAAUGCCCCAGAAGAGGGAUGUCUGCAGGCUAUUCUUCCAGAGGAUCAUCCUUUGCUCGAACGCUUCCAGCAGAACCUGAAAAAUCACCUCCUGAGGAUUCAAGAGCAGCUCCAAAAUGAAAUUUCUGUCUUGGAUCAUUCGCUAAAGGUAAAAAGUGAGGAGCGCCAGGAAGUUGGUGCAGCACUGUAUGAUCUUCAGCAGCAAAUUGGUCAGCAACGACAGGCACUUGAGGAGUAUGAGGUGAAAAUUCAGGAUGUGAGUGAGAAGAGACAGGAAGUCGCAGCAAAAUGCCAGACACUGCGACGGGAGUGUCAGGAAAAGGAGGGAGAACUUCGGGAGGCUAAGACGAUUCAUGCCCAGCGUCUCAUGGAAUUAGACAAUCUCACUGUGCUGGAGAAUAAUAUGUCCAAAUGGGCAAAGGAGGCAAAGGAUGAGGUCACAGUGGCCAAGAGAGUUGCCAGCAAGGACACACGAGAUCGUCAGGCAAAGAUGGAGGAGGGUCAAAAGAUGGAAUUGUUCCUGUAUCACCUGGACACGGAUGUGCGAAAGCGGGAGAAUGAGCUCAAUACAAUAAAUGAGCAAAUCCGAGAGCAGGAGAUAACGAUUGAGAUGCUGAAUAAGAGUCUCGUGGAUUCCAAUGCUGAUCUUGAGAUUCUGCAGCAAGAACAAAAGAGGAUGACGCAGACAUGGGGCGAAGUGAUUGUGGCCAUUCAACAGAGGGACAAAGUUCUGUCCAUGGUGCAGAAUGAUCUGAAUCUCGAGUACAGGAGGCAGAAAGAAGUGCGAGGAUUCAUCGAGGCCACCAAUAAAGCCAUCCAGAAGCAAAUUGUUCACAAUCACAAGCUCAGUGUUUUCCGGAAUCGUCUCCAGGGCGAUGUGAAAGCUCUGGAAAAGCAGCUUAUCCGUGAGGAUAAGGACUACGAAAGAUUGUAUGAGAAGAUCUCAGAGAAAUCGUCAAUUUUGGAUCAAACUGAGACGGAUUUGAAGCAAGCAAAAAUUGAAGGGAUCCUCCUGGAGAGUCAACUAAAGGGUGUGAGUGCAAAGAUUGAGAAACAGGCCACGCGGAAGGUUGAGCUGGAGGAGAAGAUCCUGGAAUUGCUUCAGAAUCAGAUAACAGCUGACAAAGUGGGUCAGUACCGUGCAAGGGAUUUACGUGAGAUUCAAGAAAAACGUCGCAAUGCAGAGAUUAUGCUCUCAAACACCGAGAAUCAGCUGUCAAUCCUCCUCCUGGAUUUGGAGAAGUACCGUGGAAUUGUUGGGAAUCACCAUCAAGUUUUGGAGAAGCUACAGCGGAAGGAGAAGGAGAUGAAAAUGGAGGCAAAUAAGCAGGAAGAUGAGAUGAAAGAUGUCUUGAAUUCUAUUGAAUCUCGCCAGCGACGAUUGGAUGUGCUGACAAAGCAGUUGAAUGAGAAAAUUUCUGCUUCCGGAGGACGUGAAGGGAAUCCCGAUGAAUUGAAGUUGCUCAAUUUGCAGGGGGAGAUUGAGGAUCUCGAUGGGGAAUUGAAGAAAGUUCAGAAUUUCUGGCUGAGACUCCAGGGGCACGUGAUGAAUCUCACCGAGAAGCGUUCCCAGCAAACUAAUGAGAUUUUUCUGGCCAGAAAACAAUUCCUAAUCAUUGAUCAAAAAUGCCGAAAGGUGGAGAGAGAACUGCAGCGUUUGGUGGAGGAAGAUCGCAUGAGUGACCGUGAGAUUGGCAAACUUCAUUCGCGUCUUGAGCUUCUCAGUGGACGCCUGUUUGAGGAGCAGAAAGAUCACGAUCAGCAGGAAGAAGAAUGUUUUCUCAAUCAUCAAGCACACACGGCUAAGCUGAAGGAAGCCGAGUUGUCCAUCCUGCAGCUGGAGAGGGAAAUUGAGGAGUUGGAGGGGGAGAUUGAGGAGACAAAGGAUCUCGUGAUUGAGAAGCAUCGAGAAGCACUGGCGUGGGAGACAAAGUACCGCCUUGCCGUGGAGACGAAGAAGAGUAGCGACAUGGAGGCAUCGGCGGAGAGUGAAACAGGCCAUAUGAGAGCGGAAAUCCAUCGAAUGGAAGUACGUUAUGCCCAGCUACGGAAGGCACAGGAGAAGCUAAUGCAGGACAUGGACAACUGCAUCAAUCAUCGUGAGAACAUUUUCAAUCAGGCAUCGGUUAAGGAGAAACUCCACGGGGGAAAGGCCAAAGUUAAGUCAACGGUGCAGCAGAAAUUGUCCGAGAUGCAUAUAAAGAUGAAGCAGGUGAAUGGGGAGAUAAGUGUCAUGGAGAGGAGCUUGUGUGGGAAUCAGCAGCAACAGGAGCAUCUUGAGCAGGAGAUUGCAAAGAAAUGCCAAGAAUUGGAGGCAGAACAGCACCAAAAUGCGCUGAUUGAGCAGGAAAUUGGUGAAGGGAUGCUGCUGAAGCAUGAUAAUCUCGAAACAAUUGUCCGGAAGCAGCAUCGGGCACGUCGUUUUAAAGCUCUAGCCACGGGAAGGGUGCCCCCAAAGUGUCGCCCAGAAGGUGUAAUUGAGCAGAGCAUGAAGAAGCAGCGAGAAGUGCAGGAACAUCUCACCAAUCUCAUGGAGAAUCUCCUCACUGACUUCCCCCAUCAUAAAUUCCCGCUCACAAAGAUCAUCCAGACGCUUAAAAAUAACUAAAACUGAAUAUCUCUUCACAUUUUUCUUCUUUAUUUGCUAUACAAUCAGUCUUUAGCACCCACUCACACAUCUUGCAGAGAGUUCGAAGCACAGGAAAUUCGUUUUUGUUUUACAAGAAAGCAUCACCUAAAUCACCCUCUUCAUCCCAAAAUUUUAGAGUUAAAUUACAUUUAAGGCACAACAUUAGUCAGUAAGACUGGAUGACAAACAAGUACCAGUGUCCCAGAGGUAGUAGCCACCGUUGUGCUCCUCGAAGGUGUCAUUGAUGAGCUCAGUGAUUUCAUCGUCACAGAUGGCUUCCUGGAAGGCAGCAAGGACAACGAAAUUCCGUAUAGUUCGAUUCCUGUGACGUGUUUCGUGAUGAUGCAGCGGAUCGUGACGUCUAAUGAAGAUCUGCGGGGCAUAGCUGACAAUUGGGAGAACCUCCGUUGGUGGUGUGAUUUGCAGCUGCAGACUUCCUCCCUGUGUCUCCUGCCGCCGGGAAAAGUUGAGUAUCGACGAGACGACAAGGAAGCAAGCGGCAUUCAUGGGAAAUGCCCGGAUGAGUGUUGAUGCCAAACCACGCGUCAGGAAGCUUAUUCCCUCAGCUCUGUAGCUCUUCACCACGCAAUCAGCAAUGCCCUUGUAGAGCUUCUCAUCUGCCUGAAUGCGGGACUUGACGACAUCCAAUGGGAAGGUACAAAUCCACGAGAAAGUUCCCGCCAAACCGCCGGCCAUUAAGGUGUGGAAGGCACUCGGAUUGGGAGUCUUCCUCGUCAUCAACUCAUAGGAGACGAAGUAAGAGGAGAAACCUGUAGUGAGAGAAAUGUUGGUGAGUUAAAACAAAUAAAUUCCAUUAAAAAUUGAGAAAAAA
This is a messenger RNA of Lutzomyia longipalpis, 3560 nucleotides long. RefSeq names its product coiled-coil domain-containing protein 40 (gene l(2)41Ab). Gene Ontology annotation, cellular component: cytoplasm. The record is from RefSeq and is a predicted model, not a curated record. NCBI's taxonomy places the organism in Eukaryota, Metazoa, Arthropoda, Insecta, Diptera, Psychodidae. The coding region runs from base 74 to 2707 and encodes 877 amino acids. The transcript has 2 exons. Gene Ontology annotation, biological process: axoneme assembly.